Capronia epimyces CBS 606.96 is the source of this 1422-nucleotide messenger RNA. RefSeq lists its product as uncharacterized. NCBI's taxonomy places the organism in Eukaryota, Fungi, Ascomycota, Eurotiomycetes, Chaetothyriales, Herpotrichiellaceae. Bases 1 to 1422 code for a protein of 473 amino acids. The transcript is spliced from 2 exons. The record is from RefSeq and is a predicted model, not a curated record.
AUGUUUGCACUGGAAAAACCUGCGUCGAGGAAACGACGCCGCACCUCCACUGAGCCUUCAGAUCGCGAGCACCCACCAGUUGUGAAAAAACCGCGAUUGCAGCCCGAGAGUUUCCCGCAACCUCACCGUCGUCAUCGCCCUGCGAGCUUCUGGGACACGUUGUCCAAGAUCCGAUUGAGCAACGGCGCCCUGAGAGAGUUCGACCGCAGGAACGAGCAGAAGACCAAGCAGUCAUAUCUCGCAACAACACCAACUGCCGAGUGUCCGACGGGGCGAGCAUCUGAUCUCAAAAGAUUUUCUCGCCUUGGUGGUCCUGAUAUAUCACACCUACGAGGGUUCGCCAGCUUACCUCUUCGAGUCACCGAGGCGAUGAGCGAUUAUUCCCAUUCCCGAAGCCGGAAACGGUCUUCUACCUCGUCACAGGCUGGCUUGACCAGACCCUCCAACACUACAACCAAAAGUGGGAAUUUCGAACAAAAAAUGAUUGAUAAUGGUGUCUACCCUCACCUCUACGAACACCCGGAUGGCCGUAAUGAAAAGCCGGCCAAUUUUGGCGACAUCCAAGCCAGACUCAGGACUGCACGGCCAUCACUAUCACCGUCGCGAUUUAGUGAUACAGAAUUCGAUGCGUUCCAGCGAGAAAAUGCGAGGGCGUCUACUGAGGGUACAACGAUGAGUAGGGUCAUGCCCUUCCUCGCUGGAAAUGAAGCCACACACCACCGAGUACAGGUGGAUCACCCGUUCAACAACCUUGAACCUUUGGCCGCAGGCGUCAGCUACGCUAAACCCGACGUCUACUAUGGGGCGCAACCGUCUGUCAUCAACCCGCGUGUCCGGAGUGACCUGGGCAAGCACAUCAUUCCUUCCACUACCACCAGCCGUCCUGUGGCGCCGAAUUUCUUUCUGGAAGGCAAGGGCCCAAAAGGACAAACGGAUGUGCUCCAGCGGCAAGCUUUGUAUAAUGGAGCCUUAGGAGCUCGAGCCAUGCACAGCCUACAGAACUACGGUACGAACACACCGGUCUACGACAACAACGCGUACAGCUUCAGCAGCACUUACCACGAUGGCCAGUUGAGGGUAUACGCGACACAUCCUACCCAAUCCACAGUCCCUGAAAGGCAGUCUGACUAUCAUAUGACUCAAGUUCGUUCGUUCUCACUGACAGACACCCACGACCGAUUUCGAGAAGGGGUUACCGCCUACCGCAACAUCCGAGACCUGGCAAAGGAACAACGUGAUAGCUUCAUUGAAAAAGCGAAUCAGAAAACCAGCCAGAUGCGCACCAGCACGAGCACUACCUUCACGGACAGCCAUGCAUCCCAGUCAACCCCUCUACUUGGUGGGUCGGACACUUCUGAAGACGAGCUGGCUCGUUAUGAGGCGGCCCCCGCCAAGCGUCUUAGACCAGGUACAUCGCGAUAG